AUGACUGCUAAAAUCCAUAAUGUGGGCAUCAUCAUGAACGGUGUGACCGGCCGGAUGGGCACCAACCAACAUUUAAUCCGUUCUAUCUGCGCGAUCCGCAAGCAAGGAGGCAUUCAGCUGGCCGAUGGUGAGAUCAUCAUACCGGAUCCGAUCCUCGUGGGCCGCAAUGCCAUCAAGCUACGCAGCCUAGGCGACGCGCACGGCGUGUCCCGCUGGUCAACUGACCUAGACGCCUGCCUCGCCGACAACUACAACACCAUCUACUUUGACGCGCAGACGACCGAUCGCCGCGCCGAAUCCGUCCUUAGGGCCAUCGCCGCUGGCAAACACGUUUACUGCGAGAAGCCCAUCGGCAUCUCCUCAGCCGAGGCGUACACACUGUACCGCGCCGCGGAGGCUGCUGGCGUCAAGCAUGGCGUCGUGCAGGACAAGCUCUGGUUGCCCGGGCUGGUGAAGCUGCGCACGCUGAUUGAAACCGGGUUCUUUGGCGAGAUCCUUUCCGUCCGCGGCGAGUUCGGCUACUGGGUCUUUGAUGGAAAGGGGCCCGUCACGCCCCAACGGCCCAGUUGGAACUACCGCAAGGAGGAUGGCGGGGGCAUUAUUACCGAUAUGCUCUGCCACUGGCAGUACGUGUUGACGAACUUGUUUGGGCCCAUCCACGCGUUGACCUGCACGGGGGCCACGCAUGUCAAGGAACGCAUCGACGAGCAGGGCAAGCCGUAUACCUGCACGGCCGACGACUCGGCGUACGCAACCUUUGAGCUCGCUGGUGGUAUUAUGGCGCACUUCAACUCAUCGUGGGCGGUGCGCGUGCGGCGUGACGACCUACUGACGCUGCAGGUGGACGGCACCAAGGGCAGCGCCGUAGCGGGCCUGCGCGACUGCGUGGCGCAACAUGAGAGUGCGACACCGCGGCCAACAUGGAACCCGGAUGUAGACUCGGGCGUCCGGUAUAGCGACGGCUGGACGCGCGUGCCAGACUAUCAGGUGUGUGACAAUGCUUUUAAGGUGCAGUGGGAGCUAUUCCUGCGGCAUGUCGUUAAGGAUGAGCCGUGGGCCAACGGCCUGUUCGAGGGGGUCAAGGGCGUGCAGUUGACGGAGCUAGGCAUCCAAAGCUGGGAGAAGCGGGCGUGGGUCGACGUGCCAGAGUUGGAGCGGUAG
This is a messenger RNA of Penicillium lagena, 1161 nucleotides long. Its product is annotated as Gfo/Idh/MocA family protein. The coding region runs from base 1 to 1161 and encodes 386 amino acids. NCBI's taxonomy places the organism in Eukaryota, Fungi, Ascomycota, Eurotiomycetes, Eurotiales, Aspergillaceae. The transcript has a single exon. The record is from RefSeq and is a predicted model, not a curated record. Gene Ontology annotation, molecular function: nucleotide binding.